This is a messenger RNA of Trichoderma asperellum CBS 433.97, 2621 nucleotides long. RefSeq lists its product as uncharacterized. Gene Ontology annotation, biological process: ubiquinone biosynthetic process. Lineage: Eukaryota; Fungi; Ascomycota; Sordariomycetes; Hypocreales; Hypocreaceae. The record is from RefSeq and is a predicted model, not a curated record.
CUAGAAUACAAUCCAGAUCGCUCACAAAAGCCAGACUUGAAUAGAAUGGGUCUUUCUCCCAGGUACCUCCCGUGGCUGCCGAUGACAUCCAGCUUCCGCAACUCGCAUCUGCCCCGCUUAACUGCAUAUUUUUGACGAACCACUAAAACUUAGCUGCCUUUUUCACAUGAGAGCUUCGACGGAUCGUUUCUGGAAGCUCACACUUUCAUAAAGCGACUUUUGGAUCUUUUUAUCUUUUUAUGUGUGCCCGGUGAUCAGUGACUGCUCAAUUCCACAUGGGUUUUGUGGAUUUUGCGAUUGACCUCGCGGCAGUGCUGAGCGCCUCCCGGUCCGUCGCAUCCAAGCAUGUCGCUCUUCGCGGCCGGCAGCUCGAUGUCUAUAGCAGGACAUCGAGUGUUGGGGCGCUGCUGAGGAAUCGGAACGCUGCUGCGGCCGCUUCAGUGAGAACGGAGGAAGCACCGGAGAAAGAAAAGGAGCCAGGGAGCGGUAGUGAGGCCACUAGCAACGAGUUUGUAAAUGCUGAGGCUGCUGCCGAGAAGAGCUCACAGCCUGCGUCAUCUACAACGGCUCCUGAAGGGUCAAAGCCUGCGGACUUCAAGCCCCGAGAGCAAUCGAUUUUCAAGACUUCAAUACCAGAUGGUGAUUUUGUCCGGCAAAGGCUGCAGCAGGCAUCUACCCAACCACCAACUAAAGAGGAGCUCGAUGAGAAAUUAGGCGCACCUGAAGGCGUUGAUGUCAACAUCUUCCAUACUACACGAGGCUCUCAGAUCUUGGAUUCAUUACGCAAACAGAGAGGGCCAGGAGAGCGUCAGACAAAGGCUUCUUCUGGCGGCGCUGCGAAGGAGCAUCCACUGCGGCACUGGCCGCCACCACCACCACCACCACCUCCUCCUCCUCCUCCUCCUCCUCCCGUUGAGUCUGUUGAUGCCACAACACCUACGCCUACAACUGCUCCUGAAACCAAACACAGCUACGCAGACGAUAUCAACCGAGAAUCUCAGCAGUCAAAUAUACGGCAAUCUGAUUCUUUGGGUUCCUCACCACCUGAACCUCGGCCCGUGGCGGAGACUGUUGCUGCUGAAAAGGAGCGUUUGGACGCAAGCAAGGUAGAUCAGGAGGAAUUGGUUGAAACUGUGAAAGCAUCAGUCAUUCCUGAAACACCACAAGCAAGCGCGCACACUUAUCAGCUGCGAGAGUCAAAAGUGCCGGCGACCCGCUUUAGUCGAAUACUAAACUAUGGCGGCCUGGCAGCUGGAAUGCUGGGUGGUGCUGUAACAGAGAGUAUGAGCAGAGCCUUUGGAGGUGGUGGUGAAGGAUCUGUGCUGCUCAGUGGCGGGAACAUGGAGAGAUUGGUUGCAAAGCUAUCUCGCAUGAGGGGUGCUGCGUUGAAGCUAGGCCAAAUGAUGAGCUUCCAGGAUUCGAAAAUGCUACCAGCCCCUCUCCAGGAAGUGCUGCAACGGGUUCAGGACCGGGCUGAUUACAUGCCGGCAUGGCAGCGGGACCGGGUUCUGGCCAAUAAUCUCGGGCCUGAGUGGCGAGAGCUAUUUAGUGAAUUCGAGGAAAAGCCAAUUGCCGCUGCUUCAAUCGGCCAGGUACACAAAGCCGUUCUCAAGUCGAACGGGAGACGAGUAGCGGUGAAGAUUCAGUUCCCUGGCGUGGCAGAUUCCAUCAACUCGGAUCUGGAUAACCUUGGCAUCUUGCUCACGGCCACGAAACUCCUCCCCAAGGGCCUCUAUUUAAACAAGACAAUUGACAACGCCAGGCUAGAGCUGGGCUGGGAAUGCGACUAUUUGCGCGAGGCGGAAUGCGCCACACGCUACAAGCAGCUCCUCCAAGGCGAACAAGACGUUUUCGAGGCCCCGGAUGUGUACCCAGAAGCUUCUGGCAAGCAAGUCUUGACCAUGGACUUUCUCGACGGUAUUGGCGUAACACGGGUUAACUCGUUUACCCAAGAGCAACGUGAUUGGAUCGGUACGCAGAUUCUACGGCUCUGCUUACGGGAAAUUACAGAGUUCAAGUUCAUGCAGACGGACCCCAACUGGACCAACUUUCUCUACAACGCCGCAAGUAACAAGCUUGAGCUCCUCGACUUUGGCGCUUCUCGGGAGUUUCCGGAUGAAUUCAUCUCGCAGUACGUGCGGCUCCUCGAGUCUGCAUCACGGUCUGACCGAGAGGGUGUGAAGAAGUUUUCGGAGGGCCUAGGCUACUUGACAGGCCACGAAAGCCGGACGAUGCUGGAUGCUCACAUCCAAUCUGUGCUUACGCUUGCGGAGCCAUUCCUGGACUCGGCCCCGGAGGUUUACGACUUCAAGGACCAGACCAUCACAGAGCGUGUGAAGGCGCUUAUCCCGGUUAUGCUUCACGAGCGGUUAGCUCCACCCCCUGAAGAGACGUAUAGUCUGCACCGGAAACUGAGUGGCGCAUUCCUGUUGUGCGCAAGACUGGAGAGCAAGGUGAGAUGCCGCGAAUUGUUUGCGAACAGUGUGGCUAGGUCUGGCUAUGUUGAGUAGAGUUGAGAGGAGCAAAUCACUCGGCAUUGUAUUAAUAGUAUAUAUAUAUAUAUAUAUAUAUCACGAUGUAACACUAAAAUCUGUUAUUUCUCCUUUUUUUUUUUUUUCCCU